Messenger RNA from Brienomyrus brachyistius, 1784 nucleotides. RefSeq lists its product as uncharacterized. NCBI's taxonomy places the organism in Eukaryota, Metazoa, Chordata, Actinopteri, Osteoglossiformes, Mormyridae. The transcript has 2 exons. The record is from RefSeq and is a predicted model, not a curated record. The coding region runs from base 327 to 1184 and encodes 285 amino acids.
UACAGUUAAACCAUAAUUGGUCCGUCUUGUUUCUUUGUCACCCAGAAACUUCACAACUGUGUUGUGAGCGGAUUUUCAGCGCUUAUAUGUUUUUAAACUUGUCUUAAAAAUUUGUGGUACUUCUACGUUUCUGCGCUUUUGUAAAUGUAGAUCGUAUGUUUCGUCAUUUGAUUAAAGCGUUUGAAGACUUUGCAGCGCUCUGACACCAAUCGGCCACCGUAGCUUAGCAACCGAAUCAUAACAAUUCUUUUCCGUUUAGAGUUUUCAUUUGAACAUUUAAAGCAGCUCAGACUUGCAGUUUAUCAGCAAGAGAGAAGACGCGAAAGAUGUCCAUCGUGAAAACCACCGUGAAUCUCCAGAGGAUUGACUGGCUGCUGCCGAAAGGUGCAGUCAGUGUGCGGAUCGCCCCGGAAUACAUCCCCGGUCCAGUUGGCCGAGGACAAACCAGUUCCAGUGAUGCUGGCCGUCGGAAGAAGUGCCGCACCAGGCCGCCGGCAGCCAGCUCCCUGACCACGUCUGCCUCUCCUGGAUCUGCUGCCAUCCCGGUGGCAACCAGCAGGGGUCAGCAGGGCACAGGCCGCCGUAGAAAUACGGCGGGAGGCCAGUCAGGGCGAAGAAGGAGGUAUGACCAACAGAAGGGGUUAGAGCCUAAGCCCAGCUCACCAACCUUCUCCUCCUCUUCAUUUUUAUUUCUGUCUUCAGCCCCCUCCCCUUUUGUUUCAUCCCCAUUUCUUUUUAUGGGCUCCUCUGUUUUAUCCCCACACUUAGUCACACCUGUAAGCCCAGCUCCACAUCCAUUUUCAGCUCCAGGCCUGGUUCAUCUGACCCCUCUGCUUCAGGCUCCAGCACAGGCUGUAGCCGCCUCAUCUCACCUGGAAAAAUUCUAUUGGUUGUAUAACUAUUAUGUAACAAAGUACUCUAAAAUGACCUAUGACGCCAAGUGCUUUACUGAGUACUGGUGUCAGGAGUUUUGGAACAGACAUUUAAAUGAAAUUAACUUAGCGAAACAGGGGAAGAAUGAGGAUAAUGAGGGUACUCAUUCAACCAAGAGGCGUAGGAUUGAUGAAGAUGAGUUCAUCUUUCCUAUUGAUGCACUGGAGCAGCUAAGUACCAUGCCCAGGGCUCAGGAGAUGGGUGUGGAAAUGGGCUAUCAGUCAGAUGCACAUAGCUACAUUUCCCUGUAGAUUCAGCACAUAAUUACACGAGAGUUGUCAUACAUACUUAGGAUAAGAUAAAAUACCAUGUAGUUCUAUAGCAUAAGGUACUAUAGGAUAAGAUUAAGAUAGGAUAAGGUUAAGAUUGUAUAUAAUACGAUAGGACAAGUUAAGAUAGUCUUAACUUGUAUGCCAUUUUAUGUUUUACAAAGACAUGAUAAAUUACCAUAAGUUUAGGAUACGAUUAUAUAAGAUAACAUAGUAUAAGAAUAAGAUAGGAUUGCAUAGCAUAAGAUAAGAAAGAUAGGAUAAGAUAACAUAGAAUAAAAUUAAGAUAGGAUAGGUUACGGUAAGCUUAAGAUUGUAUAACAUAGGAUUAGAUUAAUUAUAAAUAAAGCAGUCCUCCUUAGAGGGGGGGUGGUGGAGGGAAUAUUUAAAAAAUAAAAAUAGGGUUAGUUAACAUAAGGUUAAGAUAAGAUUGUAUAACAUAGGAUUAGAUUAAUUAUAAAUAAAGCAGUCCUCCUCAGAGGGGGGGUGGUGGAGGGAAUAUUUAAGAAAUAAAAAUAGGGUUAGUUAACAUAAGGUUAAGAUAAGAUUGUAUAACAUAGGAUUAGAUUAAUUAUAAAUAAA